Messenger RNA from Daktulosphaira vitifoliae (grape phylloxera), 1744 nucleotides. Its product is annotated as adhesive plaque matrix protein-like. The record is from RefSeq and is a predicted model, not a curated record. Gene Ontology annotation, cellular component: extracellular matrix. The coding region runs from base 1 to 1539 and encodes 512 amino acids. NCBI's taxonomy places the organism in Eukaryota, Metazoa, Arthropoda, Insecta, Hemiptera, Phylloxeridae. The transcript is spliced from 3 exons.
AUGCGACAUUUCAAAUCAUAUAUAAAGCAGAUCGUUGUCAAUCAACAUUAUCAGUUAUCGUUUGAUUUUAAUACAAUUAACAACCAAUACUUAUUUAUUUAUUUAUUCAAAAUGGCUUUCAAAUUCGUUGCCAUCAUCGCUUGUGUGUUGGGGUCCGCACUUGCCGGCCCGUUGGCACCAGCCUACCCUGCACCGUCUGCCUACCCAACACCAGCUGCCUACUCAUCUCCAUCUUACUCCGCCCCAGCUUACAAACCAGCAUAUUCUGCACCAAAAUCCUACGCCCAAGAAGAAUCUUACGCUCCAGCCCCAUACAACUUCGAAUACUCCGUCAACGACCAAUACACCUAUGAUGUCAAAAGCCAACAAGAAUACAGUGACGGAAACGGAUACGUCAAGGGAUCCUACAGUUUGGUCGAACCUGAUGGCACCAAGAGAAUCGUUGAAUACACCGCCGACGACUACAACGGUUUCAACGCUGAAGUGAAAAAGGAAGGAACCCCAUCAUACAAUUCCGCUCCAGCUUACAAUUCCGCCCCAGCUUACAACAAACCAGCUGCCUACAAACCAGCAUCGUACCCAGCCCCAGCCGCUUACCCAACCCCAGCUGCCUACCCAGCACCAUCUGCCUACCCAACCCCAGCUGCCUAUCCAGCACCAGCUGCCUACCCAGCACCAGCUUCCUACCCAGCUCCAUCUUACAAGCCAGCAUACAAGCCAGCCUACUCCGCUCCAUCUUACUCUGCCCCAGCUUACAAACCAGCAUACAAACCAGCUUACUCCGCUCCAGCUUAUCCAGCUGCUCCAGCUUAUCCAACUGAAGCUUAUCCAUCNUCAGCACCAUCUGCCUACCCAGCACCAUCUGCCUACCCAACUCCAGCUACCUAUCCAGCACCAGCUGCCUACCCAGCUCCAUCUUACAAGCCAGCAUACAAGCCAGCCUACUCCGCUCCAUCUUACCCUGCCCCUGCUUACAAACCAGCAUACAAACCAGCUUACUCCGCUCCAGCUUAUCCAGCUGCUCCAGCUUAUCCAACUGAACCAUCCUACCCGUCUUACCCAGCGCCAGCUUAUCCAUCAGCUCCAGCAUAUCCAGCUCACUCUGCUUACCCAGCACCAGCUGCCUACCCAGCCCAUUCUGCUUACCCAGCACCAGCUGCUUACCCAGCCCCAUCUUACCCAGCACCACAUGCUUACCCAGCACCAGCCUACAAACCAUCGUACUCUGCACCAAAACCAUACGCCGCUGAACCAGCAUACCCGUCACCCUACAACUUCGACUAUGCCGUCCACGACACCUACACCGGUGACAUCAAGAGCCAAAACGAAUACGCCGAUGCCAACGGUAAUGUCAAGGGAUCUUACAGCCUUGUCGAACCUGAUGGCAGCAAACGUACCGUAGAAUACACUGCUGAUGACUAUGGUUUCAACGCUGAAGUCAAGAAAGAAGGUGGAUACCCAUCCCCAGCUUACUCUGCACCAUCUUACGCUGCCCCAGCUUACAAACCAGCCCCAGCUCCAUACAAGCCAGCUUAUUAAUUCAUUUAAAAUGACCACACGUUGUAUCUCAGUCAAAAAUCAACAACAUAGCCAUAGCGAUCAAUCGCAUUAAAGACUGUUCGAGUCUUAGCUACACUAGAAAUUAUAUCAUAAUUUUAUAUUAUAUAUUAUUAUUUUAAUUGUCAUCGAUUGUAUCACUUUUGUACAUAAAUGUCAUAAAUACAUGUCAUCAACAUAAAAAUGA